This is a messenger RNA of Rotaria sp. Silwood1, 633 nucleotides long. The record is from the annotation of a GenBank genome assembly. NCBI's taxonomy places the organism in Eukaryota, Metazoa, Rotifera, Eurotatoria, Philodinida, Philodinidae.
CCCUCUCUCAUAUGGCCCGAACAAUACUAUGUUUUAUCCUUACAAUACAAAAAAUAUUAAUGGGUCUUCCGGCCAGACUGAUCAACCCCAUAUAUAUAUGAUUUUAUUUUAUCGAACAUUUUUUAAUAAUAAUCCGUUAGAUAUAUAAAAAUGAAUUUUAUUUUAAUUAAAAUAAAGAUAAUAGAAAUAAUUAAAUUGAUUUUUUCAUGAGAAUAAAAUGAAAAUUAGAGUUAUUUAGUUAAUUAAUAUAAUAUAUUAUUUAAAAACGUGUCAGUUAGAGAAAUAAUGUUCGAUUUGAUAAAAAGACUAAAAUAAAAUUUGUUUAUUAAAAAUUUAGAUGAUCUUGUUGAACGUUUAAAUGAAUAUGAUCUUGUUGAACGUUUAAAUGAAUAUGAAUAUUCAUUUAAUAGUCAAUAUGAUUUAAUAGAAAAUGUUAAUAAAAUAAAUCGAAAAGAAAAUCCAUCUCGAUCAUUAUUAUAUGCUCAUUCGAAUAAAUAUCAUGAUUUUAAUUGGAUAUUACAUGGUUAUUCAUUAGAUGGGUAUUGCUUUUUUAAAAAUCAUACCAAUUUUUUUAAAAACUUGUACACAAAUAAGUAAAUCAAAAUCAUUUAUUAAAUAUUUAUCAUCAAUUGA